AUGCAGCUGAAUAUCAAUGUGACUGAGAUCAUUCUUCUUGGCUUGACACAGGACCCCGGUAGGAAGUACAUAGUGUUUUCCGUUUUCCUGUUCUUUUACAUGGGGACAUUACUAGGUAACUUGCUUAUCAUUGCUACCAUCAAGACAAGCCAGGCCCUUGGGAGUCCCAUGUACUUCUUCCUGUUCUACUUAUCCUUGUCUGACACCUGCUUCUCAACAACUGUAGCUCCUAGAACAAUUGUGGAUUCCCUGCUGAAGGAUGCCUCUAUCUCUUUCAAUGAGUGCAUAAUCCAAAUCUUUACAUUUCACUUUUUUGGCUGUUUGGAGAUCUUCAUCCUCAUCCUCAUGGCUGUUGACCGCUAUGUGGCCAUCUGUAAGCCCCUGCACUACAUGACCAUCAUGAGCCGCCGGGUCUGUGGGGUGCUGGUGGCCAUAGCCUGGGUGGGAUCCUGUGUGCAUUCAUUAGUUCAGAUAUUUCUGGCCUUGAGUUUACCCUUCUGUGGUCCCAAUGUGAUUGAUCACUAUUUCUGUGACUUGCAGCCACUAUUGAAACUUGCCUGUUCAGACACAUAUAUGAUCAAUCUGCUUCUGGUGUCCAACAGUGGAGCCAUUUGUACAGUGAGUUUCUUGGUGCUGAUGGUCUCCUAUGUCAUUAUUCUUCAUUCCCUAAGAAACCACAGUGCUGAUGGGAGGAGAAAAGCCCUAUCCACCUUUUACACACUGAGGAAUGCAGAGGUGAAAAAUGCCAUGAAGAAGUUAUGGAGAAAGAAAGUGGUCUCAGAUGAUAGAAAGUAA
This is a messenger RNA of Mastomys coucha (southern multimammate mouse), 795 nucleotides long. Its product is annotated as olfactory receptor 4C16-like. Gene Ontology annotation, biological process: G protein-coupled receptor signaling pathway. The transcript has 2 exons. Bases 1 to 795 code for a protein of 264 amino acids. NCBI's taxonomy places the organism in Eukaryota, Metazoa, Chordata, Mammalia, Rodentia, Muridae. The record is from RefSeq and is a predicted model, not a curated record. Gene Ontology annotation, molecular function: G protein-coupled receptor activity; olfactory receptor activity. Gene Ontology annotation, cellular component: membrane.